CGUUCCCGAGUCUGCCUUGGUUGCUGUAGUUUCUGAGAAAGAAAAAAGACGCCGCCUAAUGAACCAGGAGAGAGUCGUUUGUUUGAAGUUUGUUUUCAGCAUUAAAGGAUCUAUAACGUCUAAUACCGACAUUUGUACUUUGGGAUAUUACUACCUCCGUUUCGUUGUGGCGAUUGUUGGCUACCGAGUCGUUGUUGUGUUAUAAAAAGAAGAUUACAUGUUUUAUGUUAUUUGAUCGAGUUUGCUCAGUGUGGGGUAAUGAGGGACCGGUUGGCCGAUCUGACAGGCUGUAGCAAGAGUGAAGAUGAAGAAGCCACUGUCACUAUUGAGAAAGAUCAGUCACUGGAUGGAUUCUUCCAGAAUGUUGAAGAAGUUCGAGGCCUCAUUGAUAAAAUUGCAACUCAUGUAGAGGAAGUAAAAAAGAAACACAGUAUCAUCCUGUCUGCCCCAAAUCCUGAGGAAAAAACACAGGAAGAACUUGAGCAGCUUAAUAAUGAAAUCAAGAAAAAAGCCAAAAAAAUUCAGUCAAAGUUAAAGUCAAUGGAACAAAACAUUUCCCAGGAACAAAACCAACAUUCAGUGCGCUACCGGAUGCAAGAGACGCAGCACUCGGUGCUAUCUCUGAAGUUUGGGGAAGUCAUGACGAAAUACAAUGAAACUCAAAUAGCAUUUCGGGAAAGAAGUAAGGGAAGAAUACAGAGGCAGCUGGAGAUAACUGGUAAAGUGACCACAGACGAUGAACUGGAAGACAUGCUAGAAAGUGGCAACCCUUCAAUUUUUACUUCUGAUAUCAUCUCAGACUCCCAAAUCACUCGGCAGGCGUUGAAUGAGAUUGAAUCCCGACACAAAGACAUCAUCAAACUGGAAUCGAGCAUUAAGGAGCUGCAUGAGAUGUUUGUGGACAUGGCCAUGCUCGUGGAAUCUCAGGGGGAAACGAUAAAUAACAUAGAGAAACACGUGGCAAAUGCAGCUGACUAUGUAGGACAUGCCAAAGAAGAAACAAAGAAAGCCUUGAAAUACCAGAGUAAAGCAAGAAGGAAAAGUUUUAUAAUUGCCAUAGUUGUGGUGAUUCUUCUUGGUGUAAUUGCACUAAUCAUCGGUCUCUCUGUGGGAAUUAAGUAGUUCCUCUUGCCUGCUGCACAAGAAAAUGUUUCUGCUAUCUAUUUGUGUGGUUGUUAGUCUCACCAUUUUGGCUAUUAUCAUUGCUGUGUCUCUGUCAUAGCACCUGUCUACUGCAGACACAGGAGUCUGCAUCAUCUCAAACUGGAGGAGGAAACCUGAGCACCUCUGAACAUUUCAAACUGUUGUAAUUAGCAUCUGUGUUUCUAAAUAACACUAAUUCUAAUCUAUGGUGGGGAAUUGAGCUUCCAGACAGCUUUAAUCAAGACAUGGUUUAUAAUCUAAGAUGCACAUUCUUUUCUGUUACACAGUUUCAAUGCCAUCUGGACUUGUGUCCACAUUUAGUAAUUAAGCCCAUGUUCUGAGUUGUGUUUAUCUCCAGAUUCCCCACCACAGAUAUUUUAUUGCUUGCACUCCGCAAACAUAAGAUUUGAGAAAAGAAUAGUAUUUGCUAUUUGUUUUUGUACUAAACAUUUAAGCUCGUCACUCCAAAAUGUAAAUGUUAAGUAAAUGUGCAACCUUUAUUUCUGUUUGUAAAUUAGACCCUAAGGUUAGCAGCUUGGGUAGUGAUCAUUAGAUAUUACAGAACGGGACUGAGAAAUGUGAAAGGAUAGCAACUAUACUAUUAAGGUAGUCCAAGAUUAGUGCUAAUCGGCACCUGUGAAACAGCUGUAAGAGUCUUAACAAAAUGCACACUCCAAUGUUAGGAUUGGCAGGGGAGGAGUGUGUUGACAGACCUCUAAUGGACCAGGUAUAUUUAUCUUUUUAUAAUGAAGAUAUGUAUCUAAAGAAGAGACAAAUACUUCCCGAGACCUCAUUAUGUUCAGUAGCAUUACAUUUGUGCUGCUCUGUGCAUUUGGUUGUAUGAUAGUUUCACUGUAGUCAGAUAUUCUUUUUUGUUUGUUUUAUUCAAAUUACACUGGAUUUGUGUUACUGCCAAGUGCUUUUCCAUGAAAGAAAGCUGUCAGAAAGCAAACCCACACUUGCCUUCGUGUUUUGUAUAAAGGUUAAGUGUGUCAUAAACGUUGAACAGCUUCACUUUCUAUUGGAAUGGAAUUUUCGAUAGAUACCAAAUACGAAAUAAAUAAUACAUAAAUAAAUACGUUUGUUAUGAUAGUAUAUAAACCUGAACUUUCGUAAUGGUUUUUACAGUUAUUUAUAAGUAUGCUAUUCAAAUCAUUUAGAAUGGAACUAGUGUGUGCUUUGCAGUCACCAUAAAAGCAGCAAGUAGGAGUCUUAAAGUUCAAACUACACCUGAAACUUUACAAGAUUCCGUCUGGAGGGCCUUUGUAUAGUUGGUUAUGUGACCCUACAUUAGAUGAAGUUACCGUUCUGUGCUUGUCUUGGUGAAUCUGGUUGCGUUGGCAAUGCUAUUGUGAUGCAUACUGUACAUACACCAGGUGUUGGGGCAGCAUGCUUGUUGAAGAGUACUGUAGUGUACUGCAUGCACUGUUGAAUUGCCUCAACAGCACAAAGAUAGACAUGCUUCAGUCUUCAUACCUACAACUCGGGAGGUAUGAUGAGAUGAUAAGGUGCAUUUACAAUGUAUUUUUGAUACCAGAAGUACAACAAGAACAAUACCACACAUAUUUUGAAUAUGAUAUUGGGGUAGCAAGCUUUUGUCUUAACAGUUUAUUUUGCAGUUUUCCAUAGAUUUCCAUUUAUUGGAAAGUUAAGCAUCCGUUUCAAGUAACCCAUUCAAACUUGGGCUUAUUAAAUUGAAUGCCAUUAUUUCUUAAAUGAUCAUGUCCAUGUUAAUUUCCUUUUUCUCUAAUAACUUGGGAGGUAUGAUCAUAUAUACCAGAUUGACAGUUUUGAAACCUUGUUUAUUUCCAGAAAGAAGUACAAUAAUAUACAAUGUCAUGAGAGAACUGGAGUACUGUAUAUACUGGUUUUGAAUGUUAAAAAACAGAAAAGACCAGUGCCUUCCAAUAUUUGUUUUCAAUAAAUUAUAUAUAUAUAUAUAUAUAUAUAUAUAUAUAUAUAUACAGUAUAUAUAAGAGCUGUUUACAAAAUUAAUUUAAACCAAAAAGCUUUUUGUCUGUUACUAGCUCAGUACCACAUCUUAGUAAUGUUUGUGGCUUGUAUGGAUAUUUUACAGUAUAUCUUAACACUGUAACAGCUUAAUUAAUUGUUGACAGUAGAUUAACAAAAAAAAAUAAUAAAUGAUGUUACCCAAACCAAA
Messenger RNA from Acipenser ruthenus (sterlet), 3304 nucleotides. RefSeq names its product syntaxin-2-like. Gene Ontology annotation, molecular function: SNARE binding; SNAP receptor activity. Gene Ontology annotation, biological process: exocytosis; synaptic vesicle fusion to presynaptic active zone membrane; intracellular protein transport. Gene Ontology annotation, cellular component: synaptic vesicle; endomembrane system; plasma membrane. NCBI's taxonomy places the organism in Eukaryota, Metazoa, Chordata, Actinopteri, Acipenseriformes, Acipenseridae. The transcript is spliced from 11 exons. The coding region runs from base 259 to 1122 and encodes 287 amino acids. The record is from RefSeq and is a predicted model, not a curated record.